AUGGUGACGCGGGGCCUUUCGCCGCGCACCACGGCCAUCAUCGGCCUGGUCGUGGCCAUCAACAUCAUCGUCCUCUCGCUCGGGCUCAAGUCUGGCCUGAGAUUCCGGGCCGCACCGCUCUUCGGCUUCGUCGGCCCACCCAAUCACACCCGUCCAGCCCCUCCUCGCCUGCCGGGACUUCCCGUCCAGCCCGGCAGGCCUGAGGAAUGGAGGCUGAACACGGACCGCGAGUACCUUCUGGACAUGGCUUGGGACUUCAACGCCGCCCCGACAACCAGGAGCUACGAAUUUGUCAUCACCGAGGGCAAGGCCUGGCCAGACGGCGUCGUCCGUGACAUGCUGCUGGUCAACGGCCAGUUCCCCGGGCCCCUGAUCGAGGCCAACCGCGGGGACAGGAUCCUGGUGAACGUCACCAACAUGCUCGCCUCUGAGCCCACCGCCAUCCAUUGGCACGGGAUCCACCAGCGGGGUACCCCCUGGUUUGACGGCACCGCCGGCGUCACCCAGUGCGGCAUCCCCCCUGGACAGUCGCUGCUCUACAACUUCACCCUUGACGGCCAGUUUGGCACCUUUUGGUGGCAUGCUCAUCACUCGGCCCAGGCCAUCGAUGGCGUCCUGGGGCCCAUGGUCAUCCACGCCCCAGAGGAGGCAGCUCUCCGCGAGACCUACCAGCAUGACAGGGUUCUCCUCCUGCAAGACUGGUAUCACGACACUAGCAAAGUCGAUAUUGCCAAGUACAUGGCGCCCAAUGUGGAGAACAAUGAGCCCAUCCCCUCGUCUGGGCUCAUCAACGGACGCAACUACUUCGACUGCGCUCGCUACGGCCCCGACUCUGGUAAAUCGUGCUACGGCAACGUUUCGCACUCUGUAUUUACCUUGGAACCUCACACCAAGACCCGCCUCCGCCUCAUCAACGGCGGGGCUUUUGCUAGUUUCGAGUUCUCCGUCGACAAACACUCUCUGAGUGUCAUCGAGGCCGACAGCACUUUAACCAGACCACACACAACCCACCGACUGCCAAUCCACGUCGGCCAACGAUACAGUGCCGUUCUGGAUACUAACCAGGAAGCGAAUGCUAACUACUGGAUUCGAGCGGCCAUGGUCAAGUUUUGUUUCAAAGGAGACGAAAACCCGGUGCUGGACUCGACGACAAGAGCAGUUCUCUCCUACGGCGGCAAGACGGACGCCACUCUCGCUCCUGACCCUGCGCAGUCGAUUGACUGGCAGGGGGAGGCGAACGCAGUCGUCUGCAAGGAUCCGGAGGAUGCAACACUUGUGCCUCUGGUCAGAAAACCGCCACCACCAGCGACUCGAUUCGUCGCCGUCGAUUUCCAUUUUGCCAUCGGCGCGAAUCAAAUGUCAUACGCAAAAGCCAACGAGACGGUCACCUGGAAGCCGCAGAGUAACUCGACCACGCUGCUGGACGCGGUCGAGGGUUUGAGAUCUCCCGUCGCGGCGAGCUGGUCGAUACCGGCUCCAGAAGGCCGGGUUGGGGUAUUCCAGCAAGACCAGUACGUGGUCGGGGUCAGCCACGACACCACCGAAGUUGUGGACCUGCUGGUGUAUAGCCUUGACGACGGCAGCCACCCCUUCCACUUGCACGGGCACGACUUCUGGAUCAUGGAAAGGGGUGGUGGCGCCUUUAACUGGACACGCUACCACGGCGAGGUUACCGUGUCGGGACCGUCUGUUGCCGAUAGACCCCGGAGGGACACGGUGACGAUCGAGCCCUAUUCGUGGGUGCUGGUUCGCUUCAUUGCCGACAACCCGGGCCUGUGGGCGUUCCACUGCCAUAUGGCUUGGCACAUGGAGGCCGGGCUGCUUCUGCAGUUCAUGAGCGGGGCGAGCACGUUGGCCAAGACCGACAUCCCGGAGCACAUUGUUUCCCUCUGCGCCUCAGCGGGGUGA
Molecule: messenger RNA, 1908 nt
Organism: Gaeumannomyces tritici R3-111a-1
Lineage: Eukaryota; Fungi; Ascomycota; Sordariomycetes; Magnaporthales; Magnaporthaceae
Exons: 3
Coding region: 1-1908 (635 amino acids)
Molecular function (GO): oxidoreductase activity; copper ion binding
Source: RefSeq, a predicted model, not a curated record